GCUCUUUGCAGGGUCAUUUUUUAUGACAAGGAUCAACCACCAGUUCUAGGAUUAGUAUCUUCUUGGAUUGGAUCCUCAGGUGCUAGGCCUAUAUAUAGCCACAUUAUAUGCCAGUGGCAAAACCACUACUAGCACGCAAAUUUGGCCAGCAGAUCGCAACACCACUCCUUAAUUAGACAGCAACCAGCCACCUACUUCCCGCCCUAGGCUUCGAUCCAAAUCAAGACAACACAUUGAUCUGCAGGUUGCAGAAUGGAGAGAACACUGAUCACCUCUAACCUCUCCAUGGCUGCGCAUCCUUCAAGGUCGUCUGGGAGAGUUCACUACAUCUCCCCUGCAGCCUCUGCUGCUGCACAGAACUCCAGCUACAACAGGAAGAAGAGCACCCCGUCCCGACCACCGCCGUCGGCCGCCGCAACCGCCACCGUCGUCACCUCCCCUCCUCCAGCCACUGACAAUGCUCAGCCCGCCGCUCCGAAGCAGGCCGAGCAGCAGGAGAAGGGAGAGCGCGUGGCGGCCAAGACCACCACUUCAAGAACCGCUACCGCAAGAGCAAGGGCGCCGACGAGCCAGGCUCUGGCCCGGCCUCGCCGCCGCCCUGCCCCGGCGGCCGCGUCCCUGCCGAUGGCGUUCUGCAGCGCGCUGGAGGAGGCGAUCAACACGUUCGUGGACCCGCCGGCGCUGCGGCCGUCGGUGGACCCGCGGAACGUGCUGUCUGCCAACUGGGCUCCCGUCGACGAGCUGCCGCCGACGCCCUGCCCCGUCGUGCGCGGCGUCAUCCCACGCUGCCUCGCCGGUGGGGCCUACAUCCGCAACGGGCCCAACCCGCAGCACCUCCCGCGCGGGCCGCACCACCUCUUCGACGGCGACGGCAUGCUGCACUCCCUGCUCCUCCCGGCGGCGGACUCGCCGCCGUCGGCCGACCCCAUUCUGUGCUCGCGGUACGUGCAGACGUACAAGUACAUCGUGGAGCGCGACGCCGGCGCGCCGGUGAUGCCGAACGUCUUCUCCGGCUUCCACGGCCUGGCCGGGUUCGCGCGCGGCGCCGUCGUGGCGGCAAGGGUGCUGACGGGGCAGAUGAACCCGGCCGAGGGCGUGGGGCUCGCCAACACCAGCCUCGCCUUCUUCGGCGGGCGCCUCUACGCGCUGGGCGAGUCAGACCUCCCCUACGCCGUGCGCGUCGACCCGGCCACCGGCGAGGUGACCACGCACGGCCGGUGCGACUUCGGCGGCCGCCUCUUCAUGGGCAUGACCGCGCACCCCAAGAAGGACCCCAUCACCGGCGAGGUCUUCGCGUUCCGCUACGGGCCCGUCCCCCCGUUCGUCACCUACUUCCGGUUCGACGCCGCCGGGAACAAGGGCCCCGACGUGCCCAUCUUCUCCGUGAUGCAGCCGUCGUUCCUGCACGACUUCGCCGUCACCGAGCGUUACGCCAUCUUCCCGGAGAUCCAGAUCGUGAUGCAGCCCAUGGGCAUGGUGGCCGGCGGCGCGCCCGUCGGAUCGGACUCCGGCAAGGUGCCCCGGAUCGGCGUGCUCCCCAAGUACGCCACGGACGAGUCGGAGAUGCGGUGGUUCGAGGUGCCGGGCUUCAAUAUCAUGCACACGCUGAACGCGUGGGAGGAGGCCGGCGGCGACGAGCUGGUGCUGGUGGCGCCCAACGUCCUGUCCGUGGAGCACGCGCUGGAGCGCAUGGAGCUCGUGCACGGCUGCGUCGAGAAGGUGCGCAUCGACCUGCGCACGGGCGCCGUGUCGCGCACCCCGCUCUCGGCGGGGAACCUCGACUUCGGCGUCAUCCACCCGGGCUACCUCGGCCGGCGCAACCGGUACGGCUACUUCGGGAUCGGCGACCCCAUGCCCAAGAUCAGCGGGGUGGCGAAGCUGGACCUGGAGCGCGCCGGCACUGGAGACUGCACCGUGGCGACGCGGGACUUCGGGCCCGGGUGCUUCGCCGGGGAGCCCUUCUUCGUGCCCGACGACGUGGAGGGGGACGGCAACGAGGACGACGGCUACGUGGUGUGCUAUGUCCACGACGAGCGCACGGGGGAGAACAGGUUCGUGGUGAUGGACGCGCGGUCGCCGACGCUGGACAUCGUCGCCGAGGUGCAGCUGCCCGCACGCGUCCCCUACGGCUUCCACGGCCUCUUCGUCACGCAGGCCGAGCUCCAGGCGCAGCAGCGAUGGUCGGAGCAUACCAGGAGCACAGAAUUCCAAGAGAAAACACACACAAACUGAAUACUGAAUUGGUCAUAGUAUGAACAAAACUCUAGGCCAUAUAGCAUUCGAGUGUACGAAUUGUUGUAUUGUAAAUGUAGCAUAACCCAUAAAAGGGUUUCGUGAGUUGAUAUGUUGAAACACAAAGAUUUUAACGAGUUUUUACUAGAGUAUAUACAAGGUUCA
Molecule: messenger RNA, 2397 nt
Organism: Setaria italica (foxtail millet)
Lineage: Eukaryota; Viridiplantae; Streptophyta; Magnoliopsida; Poales; Poaceae
Product: 9-cis-epoxycarotenoid dioxygenase NCED1, chloroplastic
Exons: 1
Coding region: 253-2232 (659 amino acids)
Biological process (GO): carotene catabolic process
Cellular component (GO): chloroplast stroma
Molecular function (GO): carotenoid dioxygenase activity
Source: RefSeq, a predicted model, not a curated record